CGACCUUAUGCAGGUCAUACCUCAAGUUAACACCAUCCCUACAGUCAAAUAUGGUGGUGACAGCAUCAAGCUCUGGAGAAGCUUUAGAACCUGGGCUUCUUGUCAGAAUUAAAGGGAGAAUGGAUGGUGUAAAAUACAGGUGGAUAUAUUACAAGCGUGGUGGAACUUCACCUUUCAGCAGGACAGUGGUCCCAAACACAAGAGAAAUGGGUGAACGUUCUACAGUGGCCAAGUCAAAGUCCAAAUUUCAGUCAAAGUAAACAUCCAUCCAACCAACCAGAGGAACCUGGAGCAAAUCUGUCAGAAAGAAUGGGUGAAAAUCCCCAACAGUGUGCAGAGCUGUUAGGAACUUACAGACUUAAAGCUGCUGUUGUGGCAAUAGACGGUUCUACCAUGUACUAGUCUGAAGGGAGGAACCUAGAGGUGAGUGUUACCUGGAUACAACUAGAACCAGCACAGCAACUUUUACAGUCACCUAGAAAUCAACAGAGUAAGCAAAGCCUAAGAGGUGUGAUGGCACAGAAGAUAAAUCAAGCCAAGGAUCCAGGACCACCACAUGGGGCGGUAACUGGACAAUAUGCGGACGAGGAGUAUUUUAUGAAUGUUGCCCUCCUGUUUGCUAAGAAGAGCCGUGAUCCUAAAUCAAAGGUGGGUGCGUGCAUUGUAAAUGAGGAAGGGAAAAUUGUGGGUAUCGGCCACAACAAAAUGCCCAAUGGCCGUGAGGAUGACUUCCCCUGGAAGCGUGGAGGUUCUAGAGGUUUGGACACCAAAUAUCCAUACGUGUGUCAUGCGGAGCUGAACGCCAUCAUGAAUAAAACCUCAGUGGAUGUGAAAGGAUGCACCAUUUACGUCACUCGGUUUCCCUGUAACGAGUGCGCCAAAGCCAUCAUCCAAUCGGGUAUAAAACAUGUGGUUUAUUUAUCAAAACCAUCGGCUGAAGAUCCAAUUGAGAGAGAAGCAGCUGAAAGACUGCUCAGUGGUAUUGGACCCAGACAGUUUCUGUCUAAAACUGAAGCCGAUGAAUUACUGAAGUCCAUCUUACCUGCGCUAAAUGAAUGAGACCGGGGCUGCGCUCUUCAAUACAUUCAGCUUUAGAUUUACCUUUACUGAAACAUUUACCUUUACUGAAACAUUUAACUUUACUGAAACAUUUACCUUUACUGAAACAUUUACCUUUACUGAAACUUUGACCUUUCCCCAAAACACUGGAAAUCCCAGUAUAUUCAAAAUGUCUUUUUGGUGGGUGAACGUUUAGAUCAUUAUAUUAGCUACUUCACUUUCUGCUCUCUGUGUUUUCUUUCAAAUGACAGAUUAUUCAUUAUUAUUAAUUACUGAGUGGUGAUUUGAGCAAACUGACAGCUGAACUGAAUAAACAUUGAAUAAACUACUCCUC
Molecule: messenger RNA, 1393 nt
Organism: Ictalurus punctatus (channel catfish)
Lineage: Eukaryota; Metazoa; Chordata; Actinopteri; Siluriformes; Ictaluridae
Product: deoxycytidylate deaminase
Exons: 8
Coding region: 514-1059 (181 amino acids)
Biological process (GO): dTMP biosynthetic process; dUMP biosynthetic process
Cellular component (GO): cytoplasm
Molecular function (GO): dCMP deaminase activity; zinc ion binding
Source: RefSeq, a predicted model, not a curated record